AAGGAAUACAUCUAUCAGGCUUGAUCUUCGACGACCGCUUUUAAGAAUACUGACCUCGAUUUUGAUGAUGAACAUCUCAACAGUAGGGCUUUGAUAACCGCCCUUUUGAUAACCACCCUCUUGUCUCGCUUGAGUCUUAGUCGCUCGAGAAUAAGUCUUGCGGAACUGUCUCCUGUACAUGAGGCUCUUUCUGUCCAUAUCGCAUGUUACCAACAAUCCCUUUUUGGAAGGCUCAGGGGAUCCAUCCUGCAGAUUGUAGUGUGACAAAACUAUUGCAUCUGACGUCACUCCUGCGAGAGCGUAUUUGACAUAAUCGAACUCACCUUCUCUCGCAAGCGCACUCAUGCAUUCCAAGCUUCCCCCAGAGCUCGAAUGCUACAUCUUCGAAAUCUUCUCUGCUGCUGAGCCCCAAUCCACACUAAUCCUCCUACGUGUUGCCCGGCGCGUCAAAUACUGGUCAGUAUGAGCCAUCCAACCAGUCUCGGUCGCUUGAUAAGCUGGGUAGGCUCGAGCCGUUGCUCUACCGCACGAUCCUGCGAUCUCCAGAAACCACCAGCAAAUUCACCGACCGCGUCCUGUCCGAUCUGCUCGUGUCGAAGCCGCAACACUGCCGCGAUGCCGUGCGGAACGUGAUGUUCUACCACAUGUCGGAUGCAGCGACGCUGGGCAUCGUGCAGCGCUGCCGCAGCAUGCAGAAUGCGUGGAUGCACGGCCCGAUCGGUUCGAAAGGCGUGUUUGCGGGUCUAGCCGCGCUGCCCCGUCUCGAGCGGCUGCACUGCGACGCCUCGUUCUUGGGCCACCUCGCCGACGCGCUGCCGCACGCGUUUGCGCGGCUGUCGCGCCUGGAGCUCUUUGACAGUGCGCCGGCGCUCAAGCACGUGGAGAUCCUCGCCACUGCGCUCCCAGCGCUCACGCACCUGGCGCUGAACGACCUCGGGGCGCAGGACCUCGAAGUGUGUCUGCAGAUCCUCGAUCGAUGUUCCGAACUGCGUGUCCUUGCGAUCCUGGAGACGCCGGAGAUGCUCGGACUUGAUAUGGAUAGCGACGAGAAUCUGCAGGACACGGAACGUGAUUUGUUCGAGUCCACUCUCCGGCUGGUGCGGAUAUCUUUGGAGCGGUAUACAGAGGAUUGGACGUCUGGCGUGUUGACCGGCAGGGAUUUCUGGCAACGCGCGGAAGAAUUGGUGGCGAGACGAGGUAUUUACGUCAGCGAAGCUCGUACAUUUCGAGUUGCUUCACAUUAGCUGGGGCUCCGCUUUCAUUCAUUUUGCGGAUAGAGCUCGAUCCUCGAUUUGUGCAAAGUAGCGUCCGCAGCGUUUCAUGUACCAUCUCGAACUUAACUUCAGGUCAUCGGUCAUGGGAGCGCAGGAAGUGAAAGUGUCUAUGGCAGGUCACUGGUCACCAGCGGCCCUGAAGUUAAGCCCAAACGAGGAUAGUUCUACACCACGAGAUUUUUAUCGACUA
Molecule: messenger RNA, 1464 nt
Organism: Mycena citricolor
Lineage: Eukaryota; Fungi; Basidiomycota; Agaricomycetes; Agaricales; Mycenaceae
Source: the annotation of a GenBank genome assembly